AUGUUGAAAAGAAGAUCAACCAUUAGAAGGGCUGCACAAGCCCUAGGUGUUGGGAAAUCAACAUUUUGGAGGUGGAAACAGGCAAAACAGAUCAGAACACACAAUAAUGCAAUUAAAAUCUCACUUACCAGUGCACAGAAGUUAUUGAGACUACAAUUCUGCCUGCAGUCUAUAGUAGUUGACACAACAAUCAAUAAGUUCAGAUUUAAAUCUAUGGCACACAUUGUCCACAUAGAUGAGAAGUGGUUUUAUCUUACAAAGACGGCCCAGAAUUUCUACUUAUCACCUGAUGAACCAGACCUUUACAGGCCAAUCUAUGAUUCACAAGGUUUAUGUAUUUUUGAUGGAAAAAUAGGGAUGGCAGCAAGGACAUUGGAGACUAAAGCAAUUACCUCUAUUACAAGAGAAGUUAUUAAGGACUAUAUGAUCAAUAGGGUUGUUCCAUAUUUGAAAGCUUUGUGGCCAUUGACAGAAGGAACAAAUAUUGUGAUUCAGCAGAAUAAUACCAGACCACAUUUCAGUGAUGAUGACAUUCAGUGGAGAGCAGUUGCUUCAUCAGAUGGAUUUAAUAUCCAUCUGAUGCAACAACCUGCUCUUUCACCAGACUUGAAUGUGAAUGACCUAGGUUGGUUCAGGACAUUGCAAUCAAUACAAGAGGAGGAGGCACCUAUGAAUGUUGAUGAAUUAGUUCUUCAGAGUUGUAUGGUUGAGAUUAUGAUGCAAAGAGGACAUAACAACUAUAGACUGCCACAUAUGAAGAAACAAACUCUUUUAAGGGAAGGAGCACUACCAGAAGUUUUGGAGGUAGACAACAAUUUGGUGUCAUUAUGUGUUGAUUACUGUGUUGAUGCAGGCCUUAAUGAGGCCAUGUUACCAGUUAUCUUAGAGUUGAUGAAGUUGGAGGCAGAACAAGUUUAA
Molecule: messenger RNA, 918 nt
Organism: Impatiens glandulifera
Lineage: Eukaryota; Viridiplantae; Streptophyta; Magnoliopsida; Ericales; Balsaminaceae
Exons: 5
Coding region: 1-918 (305 amino acids)
Molecular function (GO): nucleic acid binding
Source: RefSeq, a predicted model, not a curated record